Messenger RNA from Pelagomonas calceolata, 1606 nucleotides. The record is from the annotation of a GenBank genome assembly. Lineage: Eukaryota; Pelagophyceae; Pelagomonadales; Pelagomonadaceae.
GAGCAGAGAGGCUGCCCACCCAGCAGUCACGCUAUAGGAGCAAAGGGUGCCCGCGGAGAAGAGGCAGCCACCAACGACGACCAUGCCCCAGAUCGAGGCCAAGCCCUACGCCUUCCCCUACGACGGCGACCUGGACCCAGCCAAGACGGCACUCAUACUCAUAGACAUGCAGGUCGAUUUCUGCGGCCACGGUGGGUAUGUGGACCAGAUGGGCUACGACAUCAAUGCGACGCGGGCGCCCAUCGAACCUUUACAGCGCAUUCUCAAAGCCGCGCGCCGGACGGGCUGCCGCGUGAUCCACACACGGGAAGGGCAUAGGCCCUCAUUAGCAGAUUUGCCACAAAAUAAGAGGUGGCGAUCAGCCCAGAUCUGCGGUGGUUCGGGGGGCAUCGGCACGCCGGGGCCGUGUGGUCGUGUGUUGGUGCGGGGCGAGCCGGGCUGGGAUCUGAUCCCCGAGCUACUACCCUUACCUCACGAAGAUAUAAUAGACAAGUGCGGCAAAGGUAGUUUUCAUGCCACGGACCUAGAAAUGUUGUUGCGGACGACCGGUACUACUACAUUGUUGUUGGGAGGCAUCACGACGGACGUCUGUGUGCACACUACUAUGCGCGAGGGUAAUGACCGGGGCUUCGAGUGUUGUCUGAUCACGGACGGCACGGGCGCCACUGAUCCCGGAAAUCAUCAAGCGGCCCACAAGAUGGUCACGAUGCAGCACGGCGUGUUUGGGUGCAUCGCUUCCUCAAAUGCGAUUCUCAAGGUGCUGGAUGCGUUGCCUACUAAUCCUAUGAAAGGUGCACCAGCGUGGCCGCAACGGCCCUUCCGGCCCCUCGUCCUAGCCCCACAGGGGAAUCUUUUAACGAAGACCAUUGCCGAGGCGAAGCCCUUUCCCUACUCAUUCUUGCCAACGUCGGUCGCUUUGCUGAUGGUCGACUGGCAGAACGAUUUCCUGGACCCGCGGGGCUUCGGCGCGUCGCUAGGGAAUGAUGUUACAUCAUUACGACAAGGUGUUCAGAACGCGAAGCGAUUGCUUGAGUUAUUCAGGUCCAAGGGCCUGACGGUCGCCCACACGCUCGAGGCUCAUUCAAAAGAUUUGUCGGAUGUGCAUCCCGCGAAGAAGCGGCGGUGUCCCAAGAUCGGCGAAAAGGGCGAGUUAGGACGAGUGCUGGUGAAGGGCGAGGCGGGCAAUGCUAUCAUUGAUGAGUUGCAACCACGCGACAGUGAGAUCAUAAUACACAAGCCGGGCAAGGGCGCCUUCUACGCCACAUCUCUCGAAACGCAAUUGCGAGCCGCCGGCUGCACGCACCUAAUCAUGACGGGCGUGACCACCGAGGUCUGCGUCCAGUCUACUGCAAGAGAAGCAAACGAUCGAGGCUUCGAAGUCUUGGUCGUUUCUGACGCGACGGAGUCGUACAUCCCCGCGUUUAAAGAGGCGACGCUGGCGAUGAUCGUGUCGCAGGGGGGGAUUGUCGGCUGGACGGCGGAGACGGGCGCCGUGGUGAAGGCGCUGGCUUCGUGAUUGGAUGUCGCGUCGGUGGCGUCCAGGGCGGUGCGGCACCACCUCGACGCCAUCGACGCGACGGGGGUCAUGUACAUACCUCUCCCAGGG